CUCCUCCGCGCGCUUCCAGGUGUGGUGACGAAGACAACGCGGAAGUGUGUUGUCAACGGCAGCGGAGGGAGCCGCUCAAGUCAACUGUCCCCGGUUAGACGCGAUGUCUAACAAUAGCGAGAUCCGAUACUGUCACAGAUUCUCCUACAUUUGCCUCAAAUUCAUCCUUUUCUCCUAUGCCGUCGUCUGGUGGUUAAUAGGAGGAUUUAUUCUGGCCAUUGGUAUCUAUGCUGAGGUGGAGAGACAGCGCUACAAGACAUUGGAGGGAGUGUUUUUGGCCCCAGCUAUAAUCCUGAUCGUCCUGGGAAUCAUCAUGUUUAUUGUUUCAUUCAUUGGAGUCUUGGCUUCACUCAGGGAUAAUCUAACUCUACUGAAAGUGUUCAUGUACACCCUGACAGUGUGUCUGAUCCUGGAGCUGCUGGGAGGAGUUUUGGCACUACUUUUCCGCAACCAGACGGUGGAUUUGGUGAACAAGAACAUCCGAAGGGGCAUAGUGAACUACUAUGAUGACCUGGACUUCAAAAACAUCAUGGACUUUGUUCAGAAGAAGUUUAAGUGUUGUGGAGGUAAAGAGUAUGAAGACUGGGCAGUUAACAUGUACCACAACUGUUCUGCACCCGGUCCAUUGGCCUGCGGUGUCCCAUAUACCUGCUGCGUUACUACUAAGCCUAAAGAAGUGGCCAACACCCUGUGUGGCUAUAAGGUGCUGGACAAAGAGCGUUUGAAAUUGAUCGAUAUCAUUCACAUCAGAGGCUGCACUGAUGCUUUCUUCAUCUGGCUGAUGGACAACUAUAAGAUUAUGGCUGGAUUGCUGUUAGGAAUCCUACUGCCUCAGUUCUUUGGUGUAAUAGUGAGCUGGCUGUAUAUCACUCGUGUUGAGGAUGCCAUCAAUGAGUUCGGUAAUUACACAGACGGGCUACUGGGCUCAUACCCACAGGAGAGAAGACAAGUGAGUCAGGGCCGCAUGGCCAAAUGGUUUAAGUGUAUGCCAGAGAUCGACUGAUGGAGACAGAAGAAACUGAAACCGGUAAAAAGACUCCAACAUUCAUAGUUGGUCAAAUCAGUCUACAUUGUGGGAGCCUGCCUUUGAACUGUAGGUUUACUACAAGCUCACUCCACUGUGGAGAAAAAAAUGUUUGGCUUUUUUUUUGUUUGUUUUGUUUUGUUGUUUUUUUUUUUCUUUUGGGAAGAAAGAUUUUAAUAAAUAAUUAUUAAUUACUGUGUUAAUAUACAAUCAACUAAUGCAUGAGUGAGAAGUAAGGGCUCAUACAAAGCUUUGAGCUGCACUGUGCCUCAGACAGUCUCAGGGAUAAACAAAGCAACACAACCACUUUUACUUCAGGUGUUACAAUAUGAUAUGAAUUGAGUCUGUUCAGUUAGAUCACACAAACACAAUCUACAGCACUGACUUAUUUUUGUAUCGCGUUUCUUGUUUUUUACUACCUUUUAAACUAUUACUUGUCUACAGAACCACUGGUCCUAUCAUACAACCACAACUGUUGCCAAAACACCUGCAUUGCACUGUAGGACACCAUUUCCAUCAUAUGAAAGCAGGACAUGUUUGCCUCACUUGUAUAUAGAACUGGACAUACUCUGAGGUUUGACACUAAAGAUUGAUAAGUUUAAAUAUAAGCCUAUCGAAUAAGACUGUACCCUGCAUAUACCUUUAUGCCCAUAAGUGCUCAGUGAACCUCCAUGAUGUGUCCAGGGCAAGAAAUGUUGUUUGUAUUGCUCUUUAUAGACAUUUUUGUAAUUUCUUCAUCAAAGCUUUGACUCCAGAUUUGAACUGAACAAUGAGAAAAAUGCUGUGACUUUGCCAUAACAAGGAUAUCUUGGAUAGCAACCCUAUUCCCUACAAGUUACAUCGUACUACUAAUUUGCAACAGCAAAUACAGUGCAUUCUUUGAGACAAGCAAUUCUACCUGAAUUAAAAUAGUUCUGUAAUUUUAGACACAGACAGUGUUAAAUAAGACAUUAAAAAAAUAGACUAGAAAUUAAAGCCAAGUUUAUCGUCAUUGAAAUAGGCUAGCCAAGAUCUAAAACAGAUGAAAUUGCCUUGGAACAGUAUGGUUUAAAGUUUCACAGAUACACACUUUGGCAUGAUAUAAGUCAGUAAUGUGAAGUUAGUCUGCUACUUAACUUUAUUUGCUUUGAUGUGAAGUUGAAGACUGAGACCAAAGACCUAAUCUUCCUUGAAGCUGAUUUUUAUUUCACAUCUCUCUGCCUUCAUCUCCUUAUGUUGCUGUACACUACUGCUUCUAAAUGAUUUGUUUAAACACUGUACUUACAUCACUGCUAAAACAUGUUUUCGAACAUUUUAAGUUGUUUUUUUAAAGCUUUCAGCUGGUGUGUUUAGGGUAAAUGUUAUGUGUUGCCUGAGAUUUUUUAUUUAUUUUUGUUACAGUUACCACCUGCUUCUUACAGUGAGGCUGCAUUCACACAGUCAGAUUUUCAGGUUUUAUGACACAUCUCUAUUGCUGAUGAUAAACAGGAAACAAGUCAGACUCAACAUACCAACUAAGACACAUCACCUUCUAAACAGCUGUGAGAAGAAAUGGCCUGAGUUUUAUAUUUUGUGUCGUAAUUAAUUUGGAAGUAAAGACUAUAUUUUUAAAACACACAGGUCACUUCAUGUGUUAGCCUUAUUGAGCCAGACAUAUCUAAUGGUGAUGAGUUAAGGACCAUCUUGACUUUUAACAGCCUCACAUUUAAAUAAGAUUAUUAAGGGGACUGAUUUAAAAAAACAUGCAUUGACCCAGCUUUGAUAGAAAUAUAACUAGUUACAUUUUAUAGCCUGUUUUGUCUUAUAUUAUAUAUAUCUCUUAUAUUUUUCUGAAUCUUAAUCAUACAGUAUAAUACCAAAGAAAGCCCAUACUUGUUGCCUUUAAUGUGUGCUGCAUGUAAGAUGUUCUAACUUUUCCAAAAUGACAGAAUAUUUCCGUGACUGUGGUAAUGAUCUUUGUUUAACUAUAAUGACUACAUUACACUCUUACAGCACCUACACAUCACAGUUAAAGUGCCAGUUUGGACUCUUUAAAGGAAUAAGAUGAUUCAUGAAUGUACAGUAUAUUCAAAGUGGAAGGGGAAAGUUCAGGUUCACUGGAACUGCAUCAUCUGUCUUUUAUAGCAGCAGCAUCAGUGCAUUGAGUUGCACGAAACCACACUUAUUAAAAGAAGUCUAAUAUGUUGUGAACACAUUUUUCCUGGGUGAGGGUGUAAAAUAAAAUGAUUUAUUGCUGUUGAA
Molecule: messenger RNA, 3244 nt
Organism: Lates calcarifer (barramundi perch)
Lineage: Eukaryota; Metazoa; Chordata; Actinopteri; Centropomidae
Gene: tspan15
Product: tetraspanin 15
Exons: 8
Coding region: 104-1003 (299 amino acids)
Cellular component (GO): membrane
Source: RefSeq, a predicted model, not a curated record